AUGCUAGAAUAUAUUCCACCGUUAUUGUCCAAUGAUGCGCCGGACGAUUACGAGUCCUUGCCACCUACAUCAAGUGUCUCCACUCACAUGAUGGCCGGCGCCAUGGCCGGCAUGAUGGAGCAUGUUAUUAUGUAUCCACUGGAUUCGGUCAAGACGCGAAUGCAAACUUUGCGACCGAAUCCAAAUGCAUCCUAUCGCUCAGUGCCUGAGGCUCUCUACAAAAUGGUGCGCUAUGAAGGCGUGUUCAGACCAAUCAAGGGCGUUUCGGCAGUCAUUUGCAGCGCCGGACCAGCACACGCCCUCUACUACUCGUGCUACGAAAAGAUGAAGGAAACUAUUAGCGGCACCAAUGAGGCCUACAAGCAGACCCACCUGGCUCACGGAGCCGCCGGCUGUCUGGCCACGCUUCUUCACGACGCCGUGAUGAAUCCGGCUGAAGUGGUCAAACAGCGAAUGCAAGUGUACAACAGUCCGUACAACUCGUGCACCGCCUGCAUGGUGGACGUCUUUCAAACGGAAGGCAUUCGCGCCUUUUAUCGCAGCUACUUCACCACUUUGAUGAUGAACAUCCCCUUUCAAAGUAUUCACUUUGUCAGCUACGAGUUCAUGCAAAAUAUCAUGAAUCGCAAGCGCGAGUACAAUCCUAAUGCACACGUCGUUUCCGGAGCUGUGGCUGGUGGCUUCGCCGCUGCCGUCACCACUCCCUUGGACGUCUGCAAAACGCUCAUCAACACGCAAGAGAAGCAAAUACUGAACGCUUCGAAGCAGCGCAGCGUCACUGGUCUCAUCAGCGCGGCCACCACUGUCUAUCGGUGUUGCGGCAUCAAGGGCUACUUCCAAGGCCUGCAAGCGCGCGUCCUCUACUCUAUGCCUGCCACGGCCAUUUCUUGGUCGGUCUAUGAGUUUCUCAAAUACUUUAUUAGCAAUAGCAAUAAAAAGAAUUUGAAUGGUUCGCAUUCCUCUUCUUCCAAUUCAGCGAACCUCAAUAUAAACAUCAACCUACCGAAGAUGCCCGUCAGUGAGCUCAGUGUAAAGUGA
Molecule: messenger RNA, 1038 nt
Organism: Rhagoletis zephyria (snowberry fruit fly)
Lineage: Eukaryota; Metazoa; Arthropoda; Insecta; Diptera; Tephritidae
Source: RefSeq, a predicted model, not a curated record